Electrophorus electricus (electric eel) is the source of this 3225-nucleotide messenger RNA. Its product is annotated as CCN family member 1. The record is from RefSeq and is a predicted model, not a curated record. Lineage: Eukaryota; Metazoa; Chordata; Actinopteri; Gymnotiformes; Gymnotidae. Gene Ontology annotation, molecular function: integrin binding; heparin binding. Gene Ontology annotation, biological process: signal transduction; positive regulation of cell differentiation; positive regulation of cell migration. Gene Ontology annotation, cellular component: extracellular region.
AUAAAGUAUCCUUGUUGACGCGACGCAUCCAUCAGAACUUAAAGUAUCUUUUAAUAACCAACGGAAACAACGGAGAUCUUUGUUUUGCGCAAUUCUGGAGCCUGUUUGUCGGAACUCAAGCGCAUAUAAUUAAGACUACAUAAUUGUCCCAUAUCAAUUUUGUUACCUUGUUACAAAGUACACCGAAAUAUUCAAGUUUUGCGCUUUGCCUGAUUGAAAUCAAAAUUCAAGAUGAGGAUUAUAAUGUUCUGUGUGAUCUUCCUAACGGUGUCCUUUACGUCGCACGUGUUGGCAGCUUGCCCGAAGGUUUGCCAGUGCCCAGGGACGCGCCCCAUGUGCCCGCCGGGCGUGAGCUCCGUGCCCGAUGGGUGUGGCUGCUGUAAGGUGUGCGCUGCUCAGCUUGACCAGGUCUGCUACGAGGGCCGGCCGUGCGACCACCAUAAGGGACUCGAGUGUAACUAUGGCAAUGAUGUGGGCAGCACCCACGGAAUCUGCAGGGCCAAGCAGGAGGGUCGCUCCUGUGAAUACAACGGCCGCAUGUACCAGAACGGCGAGAACUUCCGUGCCGGCUGCAAGCACCAGUGUACAUGCAUCGAUGGUGCUGUAGGCUGUCUGCCCCUCUGCCCCAGUGACCUGCCCCUGGCCUCGCCCACCUGUCCCACCCCCAGGCUUGUCAAGGUUCCCGGCCAGUGUUGUCUGAGCGUUGACUGCCACCGUGGUUCCUCGGUGCUGCCCCCUAUUUUCAGGCACCCACAGUUGCCACCUUACAUCUAUCCUCACCACCACCCAUACACUACCUACCCCAAGAACUACCCCAAGAACUACCCCAAGGUGUACCCCAAACUGAAUACCCAGAAUGGCCUGAGUAAUGAGCUGGUUGAGUUGGGGAGGAAGUGGGAGAAGCCAGACAGUCACAAACACCUGACAGCCUGGAAGAAAGCAGGCCGGCAGUGUGUUGCCCAGACAACGGCCUGGUCGCCAUGCUCUCGGACCUGUGGCAUGGGAGUAUCUUCUCGCGUAACCAAUGAGAACGCUCAGUGCAAGCUGGUGAAGGAGACUCGUCUGUGCACCAUACGACCCUGCAGCUCCAUGACUGAUCCCAUUAAGAUGGGCCGGAAGUGUUCUCGCACCCGGAAGUCUCCCGAACCCGUGCGUCUGCACUAUGCCGGCUGCCGCAGCUCGCGCCUCUACCGGCCGAACUACUGCGGCGUGUGCCGGGACGGCCGCUGCUGCUCCCCGCGGCGGACGCGCACCGCCUCCGUGCUGUUCUCCUGCCCCGACGGCGAGCGCUUCGAGAAGGCCGUCAUGUUCGUGCAGUCCUGCAAGUGCAGCGGCGAGUGCGGCCACCUGAACGAGUCCUCGCUCCCGCCUCAGCGCUGGCUCUACGGCGACACGCACAAGUUCGUCGACUAGCGCGCCCCCGCGACCUCCCCUCCUCUCCUCUCCCCUCCCCUCCCCUAGCCAGUCCCCGUUAGAGUAGAGACUAGACCAACGGCCUAAAACCGCCUUCAUUUUCACAACUCCACGUCCACAUUAGAAAGUGGGGAAAUAAGAAAAAUUGAUGCUGCACUGACUGUUCUCAGCUGAAGAAUGUAGGUGGAUGACUGAAGUCCAGGCUUCAGUGGUUCUGUUGUCUGAGCAGGUACAGGACAUGGCAGAAGGUGGCCAUUUCUCUUGAUUCUGGUCCAUAGAGGUGUUACAAGGAGUGGUGUAAAAAUGAGAUUUCAGUGAGUCAUGAAGCUCGAAGCUGAGAAUCUCUUAGCAUGAUAGACCCACUCCCAAUCAGACUACCAGUGUGUGGUGGAAUUCAUGAUGGUUGAACUACAUAUAUUUUUUAAGACAGGCAAACUUUUGGAGUGGAAAGAUGUGUCCCUUAGACAGGGCCACAGACGAGACUGAAGACUAAUAUGGGAUCAAGUACUCAUAGUCCCAUAAACUCUACAAAAAAGUUUUCAUUUUCUAAUAAAAAUGUUGAUGGUAUUUAUUGUACUGACAUAUAUAUAAAAUGACAGGCUCUUCGGCAGUUUGUGGAAGGAAACUCAUGCUUUAAUGCAAUCUUGACGGAUUCUGGGACUUCAAAACAGACUAUUACCCAGGAGAGAAGAAUGUGGCUGAGCGCCAUGUGAACUUAACUUUGACCCUGAUCACGGUGCCAGCGCUGGUACUCCUUCCUGUGUGCGUGCGGAUCCUGGCGUCAACGCGGCGCGCCGACAACUCGAAGCAAAUUACAACUCUGCCUUCUGGGAGCAGCCAGACAACCCUCUGGGUUUUGCCAUAAAAAUCCGUUUUCAAACGCCAGCGCGUGAAGUAAACGUAUAAUUUGAAAGCGAUGGCUGGGAGUGCUUUCUACGCUCUUGCUUUGGUCUGUAAUCUAGCCGGUGAUGCCGGAAGCUCAGCCACGCCUGGCCCGCGCUCACAUGUCUCUUUACGAUGCUAUGGUCUGUCUCCACCUCCUGGCUCCGAUAUACACGUUGUUCAAGGUGACAUCAGCCUGAUUUGGGAGGCCAUAGCCAACACACGAUCCAGGGCCCCUCACACAGGCUCCCUAGGGCUAGCAGGCCCGGCUCACGCCGCAACGCCUCUGCACAUUCCGGAACUCAGCUGUGCAUGAAAUUGCAUCAAAGGUUUGGUUUUUAAGAUGCAGGUGUUGUUAAAAAUGCUUAGGAAAUGUGCUGUUGUGAUUUAAAAUGUGCACCUUGCUUUGCUUUGAAUAGUAGUCAACAUUACACUUGUUACACUGUAGGGUAAAAAGGCCUUUGUCCAAAAAAUAAUGUCUAAGGAGCUACGUAAUCCGAUGACAUGACAGAUCCGAGUAAGAUGUUAGCUCCUGAUGCAUUUUAAUUCAGUGCAUUUUUGUUGAUGUCAGUUACAUCUCCUAAUGCUUUUAGUAUGGUGGCUGUUUAAUUCUGAAGUGUGUUUUGCUGUGUCUUUUUAGUCUACAAAACUAUUGUUUGGAUUUAGGAAAUUAUGGUGUUAAAUUUUUUCAUCCCAUUGUAACACAUUUUUAGGUUUAAAAACUAAAAAAAAAAAAAAAAAAAGGUCACCCUUUCAGGGAUUACAUCUGGAAAACUGAGAUGAAUUAUGCUAUACAUGUAAAGACAGGCCCUCAGUCACCCCAAAGAAAAAUGUCAUUUUUAAAUGAUGAAGGGUAGACACUGGUCUUCAUUUCCAUUUGAUGGUCAGUCGUCAUGCUGUUAACUGUUAUUAAAACAUUCUAAAUCUUAA